Messenger RNA from Phycomyces blakesleeanus NRRL 1555(-), 1365 nucleotides. RefSeq lists its product as hypothetical. The coding region runs from base 1 to 1365 and encodes 454 amino acids. The transcript has 6 exons. Gene Ontology annotation, molecular function: transaminase activity; pyridoxal phosphate binding. The record is from RefSeq and is a predicted model, not a curated record. NCBI's taxonomy places the organism in Eukaryota, Fungi, Mucoromycota, Mucoromycetes, Mucorales, Phycomycetaceae. Gene Ontology annotation, biological process: biosynthetic process; amino acid metabolic process.
AUGGUAUCACAGCGUGGUCUUCAAAGUAUAACGCUCGAGUCUCCUAUGCGUAGAUGCGCAUCGGCUACAAAUUGGACUUUCUAUGAUCCUUCUGAGAACCCUACUGCACCAAUUAAUCUCGGCGUGGCACACAAUGACCUGCUGCAAGACAAGUUGCUUGAGAAAAUCUCCUCUUCGUUGACUAUCACACGCAAGGACCUUGAUUAUAAUUGUGCGUACGGUUCAAUAAUUUUACGAGACCGAGUUGCGUCUUUUGUUACCCGGCAGUUCAAAACUGCCGAGCCUUUGGUCGCUGAUCAUGUAACUGCUUUUACUGGAGCUGGGGCUGCGGUAUAUUAUUUGAGUGUAGCUUUGGCAGAUCCCGGAGAGAGUAUUAUGGUCAUAGCUCCUUAUUACGGAAUGUUCGAUGGUGAUAUUUGUGGUGGAACCGGAAUCAGUCUGUUCCCAGUCUAUCUGCCUACCCUUGAGGAUAAUUUUGUGCAUGAAAAUGUUUUGGAAGAAGCAUUUGAACGAGCAAAAAAGGAGAAUGUGAAAGUCAAGGCAUUGCUUGUCACAAAUCCCGACAAUCCAAUCGGAAGAUGCUAUUCUCGCGAAGGUCUAGAGACUUUUGCUCGGUUUGCUUCAAAGCAUUCUAUACAUCUCAUUCUUGAUGAAGUGUAUGCUCUGUCUACAUUCAGUCAUUUGGAUACAUCACUCUCAGCAGAUACUGUCAUUUCAGCUAAAGAAGAGAGUGAUGAUCCUUUCACAUCUAUUCUCAGUCUCGAAAACCUAUCAGACCUUAUAGAUCCAUCGUUGGUUCAUGUGAUCUAUGGUAUGUCCAAAGACUUUGCUCUAAAUGGUCUCCGAAUUGGAUUUAUCCUUGAUCAAAACAACGAAACGCUUCGCAGUGUACUCCAUGCUAGUGCGGUAAUGAGCUAUAUAUCCAGUAUCACUGACAGAACUAUCUCCAAUUUUCUGUCAGAUUCUGUAUGGAUUGAUAGCUAUAUUUCUACCAAUCGUCGCCUUCUGGCAGAUUCGUACGCCAAAAUAUCUAUCUUUUUUAAAGAUCAUGGUGUAAGACACCUACCUGUUCAGGCUGGUCAUUUUGUAUUUAUAGACUUGAGGCCUUUUUUGAUUCAAAAAAAUGGAGGUAGACCGCCUACUUUAAAAGACGAGCAGGAGCUAUGGCAGACUUUACUUGAUAACGGUGUGUAUGUCGCUCCUGGUGAAGCGUUCCGUACAAAAGAGCAUGGCUUCUUUCGUAUCACAUUCCCUCUCAGAUCAGAUUUGCUGGAACUUGGGCUCGAUCGAUUGUAUAAAACGACAGUUGGAUUUGGGGAAAACAGGGUGAUCAAAGAAUCCCAAGCUUUGAAAGCAAGCAAAUAA